Molecule: messenger RNA, 803 nt
Organism: Centruroides sculpturatus (bark scorpion)
Lineage: Eukaryota; Metazoa; Arthropoda; Arachnida; Scorpiones; Buthidae
Product: tyrosine-protein phosphatase non-receptor type 4-like
Exons: 4
Coding region: 219-803 (194 amino acids)
Biological process (GO): protein dephosphorylation
Molecular function (GO): protein tyrosine phosphatase activity
Source: RefSeq, a predicted model, not a curated record
CUUUGAUAAUAAAAUUUGGUUGUUCUAGAACAGUUUUUUUCAACGAGACAAUUUUGAGCUCUCCCCCAUCAAUAGCUUUACCAAUGUUAAAAUCUGGUCACCUUACAUUAGUCUAUUGUUCAUUUUUUAUCAUAUAAAGCUUUGUUUUUUUGUAUCAUUUAUUAUAAUUAAGAUAAAAUUAUUAAAAAAAAAUUUAAAUUAUUAUAAUUAAUCUUUAGAUGGAAAUACCUAAUACUGGUAUUAUAAACAAGUAUAUUGCUACCCAAGGACCUCUUCCAAAUACUUGUGCAGAAUUUUGGCAGAUGGUAUGGGAACAGGAUUCUACAAUUAUUGUUAUGGUUACAACUUUAACAGAACAAGGACAAGCAAAAUGUUAUAGAUAUUGGCCUCAAUCUCUGAGAGAGUCAAUUGAAUAUGGUCCAUUACAAAUAACUUUGGUUCAAGAGGAAGAAACACCAACUGGAAUUUUUCGUCAAUUUUCUGUACUUAAUGUAGAGACAAAUAAAUUACGUAGAAUAAUACAGAUGCAAUAUGUAUCGUGGCCGGAUCAUGGUGUUCCAGAAAAUGAUGAAGAUUUUUUUAAUUUUGUUGGACAAAUUAGACAGAAGAGAAAGGAAACAAUGGAACCAAUAAUUGUUCAUUGCAGUGCUGGAGUUGGAAGAACUGGAGUUGUUAUCUUAAUGGAAACUGUAAUGUGUUUAAUUGAAGCCAAUCAGCCAAUAUAUCCUUUAGAUAUUGUACGAACAAUGAGAAACCAAAGGGCAAUGCUCAUUCAAACAACAGUAAAGAAAUUAAUUUUAUAA